This is a messenger RNA of Thalassophryne amazonica, 4745 nucleotides long. RefSeq names its product family with sequence similarity 193 member B (gene fam193b). The record is from RefSeq and is a predicted model, not a curated record. The transcript is spliced from 10 exons. The coding region runs from base 153 to 3047 and encodes 964 amino acids. Gene Ontology annotation, cellular component: cytoplasm; nucleus. Lineage: Eukaryota; Metazoa; Chordata; Actinopteri; Batrachoidiformes; Batrachoididae.
CUGCCAGUCCUCCGCCAUAUUGACUGUUGUCUUGACUGGAGGAGAGAGCGAGCGAGAACAUUUUGAGGUCUGAGAAGAUACGAAAGUGCGCUCUUAAAAUUAAGUGGAAACUGGUGCAAACUUGGUCAAGGCGUAUUACUGACGCCGCUAUAAUGGCAAGGAAGAAAAGCAAGCAGCAGGGGGUCGUCCAGAAGGAGCUUGUUCCCGGACAGCAGCCCACGGCGAAGAGCUCAGCGGCUCCGGGCGACGCGGCUGGCGGCGGAGAUGCUGCGCUGGAUCGGCUGGCUGCCGCCACCAGGGCGACCCAGCCUAUGCACACCUGCUGCCUCCUUUGCCACCGUGAAUUUAAGGACUGGGGCGCAAGCUCUGCGAAUGGACUCCCAGGAGGCCAUGGGACCAAGCUGGCUGAUGCAGUGCCUGCGCUCUCUCAGGCCUUAUUGCGGGAAGCACCAGGGCGAAAGCUUGCUGAUGCAGUGCCCUCGUUGUCUCAGUCCCUGCUAGGAGAGGUACCUCUAUGGAUCUGUCAGAGCUGUCGCAAGAGUGUAGAAGAGGAGGAGAGACGGAGCACCCAGGAACAGCAGACACAGGUACCAUUGUCACAUUCAUCCUCCUGCAAAUCUCAGAGCUGUGGAAACGGUUUUCCGGAGCAAAAUACUGUGGAUUGGGACCCAAGUUCCUUCCUGUCAGCACACAAACUGUCAGGCCUCUGGAACUCUGCCCAUACAAAUGGAGGGGAGCACUGCAACCACAAUACUUCUUCACACUCACAGCAAGGUUUACCACCAGGCUCAACCUGUCACGAGAAAAGAGGGCUUCAUGAAGCACCUGGGAAAUCUGUGAAAAAUUCAGGGACCAAAGUAUGUCCCUAUAGUCACCCUUCAUCCCAGAAUUCCAGCGGAUCCUCUGCUGGGAACCCCUUGUCUACCUCAACAGACCCUUGUAAGACCACUCCCAAGCACUUGAAGAACAUGUGUCGUCGACCAACGCCACCAGGUGAAGCCUUUCAUCCCAGCGACCACCAUCCACACACAGACCUGUCGGUACCCCCCAACAGUCCCACCGGCCUGUCUUCCCAACAUUCCUCCCUCCUGCCCCCAAAGCCAAGCUCUGGGCAGCAUGGCCAUGUUACCUCCUCCUCUGGCACUGGUGUAGCAGCACAUGGUCUUUUCUCUCCACUGGUACCAAACCUCCACAACUCUACCGCCAAAAUCAAUUCUCCUAGUCCAGACAGCCCAACAUCUGUCCAUAAGCCCAGCCCAUGCAAGAACUCCCACAUUCCUGCUGUAAACACGCAACACAACAAACUGGGCACAUCUGCCAUGAGCUGUAACCAUCCUUGUAAUGGACAUAGUGGGGGAACAGGGGCUAUCUCCAGUGCAGGUCAUCUGACAUCUGGGGCCUGCAGAGACCAGGCAUGUAAGGGGUACAAAAUGACAAAUGGCACGUUAUGCCACCCUUCGUCUGAGCUGGAGGAGGGGGAGGAUGAAGACAGCAGCUCUGAGAGGAGCUCUUGCGCUUCAUCUUCCACUAACCAGAAGGAUGGGAAGUACUGUGACUGCUGCUACUGCGAGUUCUUUGGACACAAUGCGCCACCAGCUGCACCAACAAGCCGUAAUUAUGCAGAGAUCCGUGAAAAGCUGCGCUCACGGCUCACCCGGCGUAAAGAGGAGCUGCCUCAGCGGCAAGACUCAGAACUGACCGUGGCUGGUGCUAUUGACAACAGAGACGUCGAUGAGUUGCUGGACUUCAUAAACAGUUCAGAACCCAAACCUGUCAACAGUGCUAAGGCUGCCAAACGUGCUCGACACAAACAAAAGAAGAAGGAAAAAGCUCAGCAGGGGAGUAUGGGUGCUGCAGGAGGUGACCCCCACUCUAUUUCAUCUGAAACGGUUGAUGAACCUCUUCCUGAUGAAUCUGAGGACAGCAGGUUGCUGGACUGGCCACAGCUGGAGCUUGAACGUGUCAACAGUUUUCUCACCAGUCGGUUGGAAGAGAUUAAGAACACCAUUAAGGACUCUAUCCGGGCCUCAUUCAGCAUGUAUGACCUCAAUCUGGAUGUCAAUGACUUCCCAAAGAAGGCAGCCACAUUGGAGACCAACCAUUUACUGACCCACCUCAACGGUUCAACUGACCUGCAGCAGAUAGACCUCGAUCUGGCCCCUCUUUCACUGGGAAACUUUAAGAGCCAUCUGGACCUGGUUAAUGGAUGGGAGGACACAGCCCCUGUCUCGUCAUCAAAUACUGCCACCACAUUAGGAGUCACUACUGGGUCUAAAGACAUCCAGCGGCUACACACUACGCCCAGCCUCUCAAAACUCAUCAGGGUUUGCUCUCCAGAACGAUGCACUUCCACUGGACCUGAAAAUUCAUCACAGAUCCCAGGCCAAACAACAGCUAAAUGUAAGGAGGACGUCCCUGAUCCCAAAAACACUGCAGUUGGUAGUGCUGGAACAAAGUCAAAAAAGAGCAAAAAGCAGCAGCAAAGACAGGAGCAGCCACCACCAGAACCAGCUAACAAACCAACCAAAGCUGUCUCCGGCCAUGAUGCACACAAAACCAGUGCAGCGGAUGUGAAUUCUAACACAUCAAAGCCUGGAAAUAAACAACUUCAGCACUCUGCAGACAACCAGAGGAAUGGUCUUAAGAAAACUGAGCAGAAGGCAGACCUUAGACACUCAACCAGUGGAACAAACAGUGGUCUCCCCAAUGUGCAAAGGUGCAAAGGUGACACAGAAGUGCGGGGCGCUCGAUCUGAGCAGGAUUCAGAGGGCAAAGCUCACCCCAUCACUGCAGCAAAUGGCCAGCAGCAGCAACAAGCCAAGGGAAAAAACAAGAACAAGAAGAAUAAGGGUGAAAAAUCCAGUACUGCUCUUGAUGACGUAUUUCUGCCUAAAGACAUGGAUCCAACAGAAAUGGAUGAGAUUGAUCGGGAAGUGGAAUACUUCAAAAGGUUCUGCCUCGACUCUGCAAAGCAAACCCGCCAGAAGGUAGCUGUGAAUUGGUCCAACUUCAGUCUCAAAAAGGUCCCUUCCAGUGCAGCUCAAUAAUGUGGAUGAGUGCCAGACAAAACUUUACACCGUAAACUCUUUCAGCAGAGCCCUGUUUGGCCCGAGGCCUUUUCUCAUUCCCCAUUUCUUCUUUCUACAAAGCCAAGGGACCCUGGUUCAAAAUCACACCCAUUCAAAAGACUGAAAUAUAACUGUGGCUAACAAACCAGGGAUGAGUCUCAAGGCCAGUGCAGCCCUUUGUUAUUCCUUCAGUGUUCACUCAGUGAGAUGCAAAAUGGGAAGAAAAAACAUGUUAAAUCCACUGCAUCCAUGUGCUUAUGUAUGUAACUUUUAUCUUGCAUUAAAUAAAUGUUUUUAACACAAAUCUGAGAAAUUUUAACAUUGUUGAACAACUGAAUUCUAAACAGUUCAAUUUGGUGCUCUGAAGACAUUGGUCAAGCUUCAUUAUAUUCUGCAUUUCAAUGGGGUUUCUCCCACUACACCAGUUUCCAUAGCUUAUACUAUGUGGUCUAUCAAUCAGGAUCAAAAGACACAGUUUUUACAUUUUUGUGGAGCCUCUCCCUACCAGGAGUUUGUGGUAUUCUGGUCUGAUGAGGAUAACAAUUGCUUUGGUUUUUAAUCCCACUUGAGUUGAAACUCUUCUCACAAGAAGACUGCACUACAUUUGCUGGAUGUCAUCUCUGAAUUGGCACAUUUCCUCACCAUUUGUUUAGUUGUGAUCAGCAGUUUAUCAAAGAAUGAAUAAUGGAAAGAUGAAAUCACAAAUACCUGACCAAUCUACACGAUUAACUUGUAUGAAAUCUUCAAAUCUAUUUAAAAAAAUGUUAGUUUGUCGAGCUUCUGUUCAACAACACUUUAUAACCUUGUGAGCAAACUGUCGAUUCGCUGUGUGUAAAACUUGCCUCAAAUGAUGCAUCCUAGCAAAUAGAACUCAAUGAAGUACCCAUGCAGAUGAGUCCCUAUGCAUGUAUUAGGCAAAGUUCAGUGUGUCUGUUGCUUCAGUGUCGGUCCCUCUUUGGUGUUUACCUUUGAACAAUCUCUGUUGUAGUAUUCUACAAAAUAUAUCAAUGCUUUGCCAUUUGUUGUGCAGUAGAAGAAAGUCCAGUCCUCUACCAAACACUACUUUUAACCCCUAUAUUACAGGUUUUCACACUUGAAGGUACUGUGGUGUGCAAGCAUCGUUUUAAACGUUGGAACCAUCACACAAUGUUCAAUGCAGUUAUUUUAAUGUUUGUACAUACUGAAUAAUUAUUUUGAGACUUUGACAUACAUUUCUGGAGAUUUUUGUGUGAUUUUGUUUUUUUUUUUUUUUUUCUUUCUACAUAUAUAUUAAACCAUGCUACUUUUCCCAGUACUGUGACCUUGGUGGCAUUUGCCACCUCAGUCAACUAUCUGAAGUCCCAUUCUUGUUCAUCUUCAGAUGAGGAAUAUCACUGAAGAGUCGAUACGUUUGCGACAAGAGCCUUGGGGUUUCCUCUCGUAUUCAUGUUUUAGCUGAUGGAUGAUUUCUUUCCUGAGUCUUUGCUGACAUUUUGUUUUCAUAGAACACCUCUGAUGCUUUCCAGGUAUAUUCAAUUACAGGCGAUUAUCUUAAUGUUUCGAAUGUAGAUUUAUACUAUACCAGUAAUGGCCAAGUGUGUGUUGGCUUGUUUCUUUUUUAAUUCACUUUUGAUACUGUGAAAAAAGAAAAAAAUCUUUCGUUCAGAAAGAUUAAAAACGAUACAGUUUUGACAAAAA